This is a messenger RNA of Leptopilina heterotoma, 1057 nucleotides long. RefSeq lists its product as uncharacterized. The record is from RefSeq and is a predicted model, not a curated record. The coding region runs from base 293 to 1057 and encodes 254 amino acids. The transcript has 5 exons. Lineage: Eukaryota; Metazoa; Arthropoda; Insecta; Hymenoptera; Figitidae.
AUGUAUCAAUGACGUAAUCCAAAACAAAAACAUAUGAUGGCAGCCGACCGUCAGUAUCACAUUAAAGAAAGGCUUUUAAUCAUUUAUUACAAUUAAUACUUAAUUAUGUGAGAGCACCCUAAAUAGUCAAAUAAAUGUUUCAAAUCCCAUUAUAGAGUCGACAUAUCUACUUAUAAUUUUUUAUUCAAUGGUGAUUGAAUAUUUUAGUAUACAAAAAAAAGAAAGGGAAUUAUUGGCAUAUAAAAUCAAUUAAAGUCGUGUGCUUUUUAUUGCUAAUUAAAACUAAAUCAAAAUGUCUAAAUCUUUACCCGAGAACGUUUUUGUAUCAUCGGAUGAAAUGAUAGAAAAAGUGAAAAUAUUUGAUUCAACUGUUGAAAUGAUUGGAGUCGUCGAUGUAAUUGAAGCGAAACAAGUAGUAGGCAAAAACACAAAAUAUAUGAUUUUUAAGUUUUUCAUUAAAAACAAUGGAGGACAUCGAGUUCAAGUGAAAGUAUGGAAUGAUGAAAUUCAACGAGUUGAACAUUUAAUUAAAAUGAAUAUGUUUCUUCAUAUUGAUGGUGCUUCAGCAAAACCUCAAUCAAUAGGAAAAUUCAACGAGGGAACUGUUCCUUAUGAACUCUUAAUUCAAUCCAAUACUGUUAUUACCAAUUACAUGAUCCCGAAAAGUGAAGUAGAACGUACGGUAGUAAUACCAAAAUUCACAGUAUUUCAGGAAAUUGCCAGUGCAUCAACAAACAUUAUCCGAGUUGGAGGAUAUUUAAAAACACCUUUUAAUAAGGUGAUUGACGAAAGGACUAACGAAUUCCGUUUCACGUGUGGUUCGAUAACUGAUGGAAUUUAUCAACUGGAAAUCAGAAUAAAAUCAUUUCAGGAAUCAAUAAAAAUUCAAAAAGGUGAACCAAUUGAAGUGCAAGGUGUUAUGAAUUGGAAAAAACCAGUAUUUCUGACUGUGGAUAGCAUGAACUCGAUUACUCAAUUAAACACUCCAAGAAUGACUUUUAUUAAUCUUUUAAAAGGAUCGAAGAAAAUGGAAAAAGAUAUUACAGAUAAAAAUUAA